AAUCCACACCCAAUUAUAAAUCAACUACAAAUGAAGAAAAAAUUGGACAUCCCUUCGAUCACCAUUAUAUUGUAACAAGCAAAAGACACACAUGAUGAUCAUGAAGGCCUCUAAGUUCCUCAUGCUGAAUGCUAUUGUAACAGUCGCACUCGUCUCAGUAACUUUUGCUUCAGACCCUGACUCUGACUCAGCGAAUGUGUUUAGACCAGUUAGUAUAGCAGGGUCCCAAGAUGUCCUCUCUAAAGCUGAGAUGAUCCAAUUGAAAUUAGGAGCAUUUGGAGCAGAAAGUAUUGCUUUUGAUCCAAAUGGUGAAGGGCCAUAUACUGGAGUUGCUGAUGGUCGCAUUCUUAAAUGGCUACUACAUGCUCAAGUUUGGGUUGACUUUGCUGUCACCUCUUCCCAAAGGAAGAAUUGUAGUCAGGCCUCUGCCCCUGAAAUGGAACAUAUAUGUGGAAGGCCAUUGGGCUUACGAUUUGAUCAUAAUACUGGAGACCUUUACAUUGCUGAUGCCUACUUGGGCCUCCAAGUUGUAGGCCCAACUGGAGGAUUGUCUAGCCCAUUAGUCCAAGAUUUUGAAGGCCAGCCUCUUAGCUUCACAAAUGACUUAGAUAUUGAUGAUCAUGACAAUGUCAUUUACUUCACAGACACAAGCACAAUCUACCAACGCAGGCAAUUCGUUGCGGCGACUGCAAGUGGAGAUAAAACAGGCAGGCUGAUGAAAUAUGACAAAUCAACCAAACAAGUAACAGCCGUACUAAGAGGCCUUUCUUUUGCAAAUGGUGUAGCCUUAAGCAAAGACCGGUCCUUCGUGCUAGUAGCUGAAACAUCUGCAUGUAGAAUACUAAGGUAUUGGCUGAAAGGUCCCAAUGUAGGAACCCACGACACAUUUGCUGAGCUACCAGGAUUUCCAGACAACGUUAGAAUGAAUUCAAAAGGGGAAUUUUGGGUCGCGUUGCAUGCAAAAGCAUCACCACUUUCCCGAUUGAUAACGUCAAAUUCGUGGCUCGGGAAGACAUUGUUGAGGAAAUUCAAUUUUCAGCAAAUGCACAACUUGUUAGUGGGAGGGCAGCCACAUGCUACCGCGAUUAAGUUAAGCGAAGAGGGGGUGAUUUUGGAGGUUUUAGAAGAUGUUGAAGGCAAGAAGUUGAGGUUUAUUAGUGAAGUUCAUGAGGAGGAUAAUGGAAAGUUGUGGAUUGGUUCUGUUAUGAUGUCCUCUUUGGGAGUUUAUCAAUUGUCUUAAAGAAAAAAAAGUACCACUAUUCUAUUAUUUUAUAAAUUUGAUGAUAAUUUUUUUUUGUAAUUGUGCUGUUACAGAAUGAAUCCUCAGUAUUUGUUAUUUAUAGUAGCCUAGGCCCUAGGUUCAUAUUCCA
Molecule: messenger RNA, 1370 nt
Organism: Lycium barbarum (goji berry)
Lineage: Eukaryota; Viridiplantae; Streptophyta; Magnoliopsida; Solanales; Solanaceae
Product: protein STRICTOSIDINE SYNTHASE-LIKE 10-like
Exons: 3
Coding region: 92-1240 (382 amino acids)
Biological process (GO): biosynthetic process
Molecular function (GO): strictosidine synthase activity
Source: RefSeq, a predicted model, not a curated record